UGUAAGGCUUGCACCUCUUUCUCUCUUGCGGAGUAGGGCGCAUGCGGUGUUUGGGGAUUUUGCUAGCCUAGUUGUAGCAAGCUGUGCCUCUGUGUGAAACGAUUAACCAAUAAGGCCUUGUUCAAACGUCGGUAACAAGCUAGCUAGGUCUCUCUCACAUCCUUUGUUCUGUUAUAUUUUAUGUUGGAGGCAGUUCAGUUCGUUAUCUUUAUAGGUAGGCUAAUCCACAUAAAAUGACUGAUCAAUCAUCACUGUUGCUUCGAAAACAACUGGCAGGUAAGCUAGCACCUAGCUAAAUUAAGCCGAGUUGGAAAAGUGUGGUAGUUACGUGUAACUUGACUAGCUAGUGGCUAACCACUUGUAAUCAAAUAGUAUUUGUUUUACUUGUAUUUAAAUGUCGACUUAGCUACGGCUAGUACGCAAUGCAAAUUCCCAGCUGAUGUAUGUUUAGCUAGCUAGCUAACGUGACAGACCAUCUUGUUAGCUAGUUAACUAGCUAGCAAAACAGAACACUGGUGGUAACGUUACGUUUGCUAACUAGCUAAGACUUGUAGAAAAGUGUGCCAUUUAUGUAGUCAUAGCCACACUAGUUAAUUUCCUCAAGCUAAAUAACGUUCAAUUUUCAUUUUAACUGGUCCGUUACCUAGUUAGUUAGCUGAGUUUUAGACUGACGUCUAUGAAAAGCUUGACAACAGGCAUGGCAGCAAGUAGAGCACAUUUUCAGGGGUGGGUAUUGGGUAAUAAUGUCAGCGUGUUUGUUUACCCCUUUUAGAGCUCAACAAGAACCCUGUGGAGGGAUUUUCUGCCGGUCUCAUAGACGACGAUGACAUCCAUCAGUGGGAGGUGGUUGUUAUUGGCCCUCAAGAUACAUUAUUGUGAGUGUUUUACAAACCUGCUGUGUUUGUUAAAGCCAUAGCCUGGAGACCCCACGUUGAAUUGCGUUGGAUUCAACGUUGGGGAUAAAUGAGCGUUAGGAUCAGGAAAGUUUCCUCACGACCUCUACAAGCCAGAAGGUUGAAUACAAAUAUGUUUUUACCUUACUUUACCGGUUGUCCAUGUGGUUGGUCCUUUUGCAGGUAGGAAUGUGAGACAAUAUAUCCACAUGAAAUAUUAUUCCAUCAACUUUUGUAAUGUGUUCAGAUUUAUCACCUGAAGCAUGUACACAAGAUUAAAAAAUGAAUGCAGGAGGCAUUCAUACUUGCUGAGCUCGUGCAUGUGUUUACAUGGUUCUGCGCAUGCUUCAGGUGAUAGAAUUCUGAACUCACUACCUGCCCUUUAAAAAGUUGGUGCACAGGGCAUUCGGAAAGUAUUCAGACCCGUUCACUUUUUCCACAUUUUCUUACAUUAAAGCCUUAUUCUAAAAUUGAUUAAAUUAAAUACAUUCCCCAUCAAUCUACACACAAUACCCCAUAAUGACAAAGCAAAAAAAAUUUUUUUGUAAAUGUUUGCACAUUUAUUACAAAUAAAAAAACAUACCUUAUUUACAUAGGUAUUCAGACCCUUUGCUAUGAGACUCGAAAUUGAGCUCAGGUGCAUCCUGUUGCCAUUGAUCAUCCUUGAUGUUUCUACAACUUGAUUGGAGUCCACCUGUGGUAAAUUCAAUUGAUUGGACAUGAUUUGGAAAGGCACACACCUGUCUAUAUAAGGUUCCACAGUUGACAGUGCAUGUCAGAGCAAAAACCAAGCCAUGACAGCUCAGAGACAGGAUUGUGUUGAGGCACAGAUUUGGGGAAGGAUACCAAAAAAUGUCUGCAGCAUUGAAGGUCCCCAAGAACACAGUGGCCUCCAUCAUUCUUAAAUGGAAGAAGUUUGGAACCACCAAGACUCUUCCUAGAGCUGGCUGCCCUGACAGAGCUCUAGAGGUCCUCUGUGGAGAUGGGAGAACCUUCCAGAAGGACAACCAUCUCUGCAGCACUCCACCAAUCAGGCCUUUAUGGUAGAGUGGCCAGACGGAAGCCACUCCUCAGUAAAAGGCACAUGACAGCCCACUUGGAGUUUGCCAAAAAGCACCUAAAGACUCUCAGACCAUGAGAAACAAGAUUCUCUGGUCUGUUGAAACCAAGACUGAAUUCCAAGCGUCACGCCUGGAGGAAACCUGGCACCAUCCCAACGGUGAAGCAUGGUGGUGGCAGCAUCAUGCUGUGGGAAUGUUUUUCAGCGGCAGGGACUGGGAGAAUAGUCAAGAUUGAGGAAAAGAUUAACGGAGCAAAGUACAGAAAGAUCCUUGAUGAAAACCUGCUCCAAAGCGCUCAGGACCUCAGACUUGGGCGAAAGCUCACGUUCCAACAGGACAAUGACCCUAAGCACACAGCCAAGACAACGCAGGAGUGGCUUCGGGACAAGUCUCUGAAUGUCCUCGAGUGGCCCGGACUUGAACCCGAUCGAACAUCUCUGGAGAUACCUGAAAAUAGCUGUGCAGCAGCGCUCCCCAUCCAACCUGACAGAGCUUGAGAGGAUCUGCAGAGCGGAAUGGGAGAAACUCCCCAAAUACAGGUGUGCCAAGCUUGUAGCGUCAUACCCAAGAAGACUCAAGGCUGUAAUCGCUGCCAAAGGUGCUUCAACAAAGUACUGCAUAAAGGGUCUGAAUACUUAUGUAAAUGUGAUUUUUCAGUUUUAUUUUUUAAUACAUUUGCAAACAUUUCUAAACCUGUUUUUGCUAUUCUCGUCUUGCUUUUCCUGCAUGAGGCUCCAAGAGGUAAGGAACGUUUUUUUAAAUGAGGCCAGCGGAUCACAGGUGCUUGCGUAUUGCGCAAGAGAUGGAGGCUAGAAAUUAGAAGCUUAUUAUGCAUAACCCAUCAUUAAUUAGCUAAAUAUAAGGCUAAUACUGCAUUGAAUUUAAUACCGGAAAGAGGUAGGCUAGGAGACUGUGCUCGCGAGUGAUAGGCUGUUUUAAAACUCUGCAGCUGCAAUAAAAAAAAGUAUCUUUACAAUAAAAAUAAAAAACAAGGUGACCCCCGAAAGCCAGAUGGAGAUGUGUAAAUUAGACGCGCAUUCUGUCUUUAUUACUGUAGCAUAGGCUAUGCUGCAGCAAAUGAAGGCCUACCUUGUUCCAAGAUGGCGUAGCAGUGCGGUCGUGUUCUUUGUGUGUCUGUGUAAAUAGCCAUUUUUUUUGUAUUUUUCGUUUAUUUCCCUAUCACACUUUUCAUCCUUCUACAAAAUAUACUUUCCUGCAACCCACCUCACUCAAUGUGGAACGGAUUCUAUUAUUGACUUACCUUUUAUCUAGAAUCUCCAGUUGAAACUAGCUAGCCAGCUAACUAGCUACUUGCUAUAAGCCACCGUUAGCGGUUUUCACCCAGAACAUCAGAUUUUUCUGCCGGAAUAACGAAUCACUGGACAUUAACACCGUAUCGCAACUAGCUAGCCGCAACCGAAUGGAUAUUGCUGUUUGGCUAAUCACCACUGCCCCCGAAGCAAGCACAAGUUAGCCUCGAGCUAGCCCCAUAUCCCGGCUAUCUACCUCUCUGUCUACCGGACGGGAGUAGCCAGUUAACUAGCUACUUGCUAUUAGCCACUGUUAGCGGUUUUUCACCAUUGUCCGUGGCCUGCACUACCUACCAGCCAGCUCUAGCCUGGACUAUUAUCGGCCAGUCUGCACUGUCUGCACAGUGCGUUAUCGACCCAGAACAUAUCGGUUUUUCUGCCAGAAUCACUGGACCUUUAACACCGGAUCAUCGCAGCUAGCUAGCUGCAACCAAAUGGACGUUGUUGUUGGCUAAUCAGUGUUGACACGGAGCCCCGCCGAUCCAACACCACUGGUCUGCCGACGAAAUCAUCUGAUGUGGUUACAACAGGCUUCCCGUUACGACGUCGACCACGAAGAUACAUCUGCUAGCCCCGGCCCACUAGCACAUGCUAGCCGUGGCCUCUUGCUCGCCAGUGCUAUAGCAACCCCCGAACUACCUCCGGACUCUCCUAUUGCUGUUCACCGGACCUUAUGAUAACUCAGCUAUACAGCUUUUGCCUGCUGGACUGUUCCUUUUUACGGUACCGCAUCCUGUUUAUGUUUAGCCUCAGCCCAAACUUUGUCGCCAUUACCAGCUGUUGGCUUAGCUCUCUCGAAUUACACCUGUGAUUGCUUUAUGCCUCUCUCCCAUGUCAAUAUGCCUUGCUUAUUGCGGUUUUGGUUAUUUCUUAUUGUACUAUUUCACUGUAGAUCCCCCAGCCCAGCUCAACCUGCCUUAGAUAGCUCCUUUGUGCCACCCCCCAUACAUGCGGAGACUGACUCAAUCGGUGCCUCCGGUGAUGCUAUCCUUCCAUAUCCUUGUCUGUACAUCAUGCCCUGAAUCUAUUCUACAACACCCGGAAAUCUGCCCCUUUUUUUUCUCUGUACCCAACGCACUAGAAGACCAGUACUUAAAGCCUUUAGCCGUAUCCUUAUUCUACUCCUCCUCUGUUCCUCUGGUGAUGUAGAGGUUAACCCAGGCCCUGUAGCCCCCAGUAUCACUCCUACUCCCCAGGCGUUAUCAUUUGUUGACUUCUGUAACCGUAAAAGCCUUGGUUUCUUGCACGUUAACAUUCGAAGCCUCCUCCCUAAGUUUGAGUUAUUCACUGCGUUAACACACUCCGCCAACCCUGAUGUUCUAGCAGUGUCUGAAUCCUGGCUUAGGAAGGCCACCAAAAAUUCAGAAAUGUCCAUCCCCAACUACAACAUUUUCCGUCUCGAUAGAACUGCCAAAGGGGGUGGGGUUGCAAUCUACUGUAGCGAGAGCCUGCAGAGCUCUAUCGUACUAUCCAGGUCUGUGCCCAAACAGUUUGAGCUCCUACUUCUAAAAAUCCACCUUUCCAGAAAUGUCUCUCACUGUUGCCGCUUGCUACAGAUCCCCCCUCAGCCCCGAGCUGUGCCCUGGACACCAUAUGUGAACUGAUUUCCCCCCUCUAUCCUCAGAGUUCGUACUGCUUGGUGACCUAAACUGGGAUAUGCUUAACACCCCAGCCAACCUACAAUCUAAACUAGAUGCCCUCAAACUCACACAAAUUAUCAACGAACCUACCAGGUACAACCCUAAAUCUGUAAACAUGGGCACCCUCAUAGAUAUCAUCCUGACAAAUUUACCCUCUACACCUCUGCUGUCUUCAACCAGGAUCUCAGCGAUCACUGCCUUAUUGCCUGUGUCCGUAAUGGGUCCGCGGUCAAACGACCACCCCUCAUCACUGUCAAACGCUCCCUAAAACACUUUAGCAAGCAGGCCUUUCUAAUUGACCUGGCCCGGGUAUCCUGGAUGGAUAUUGACCUCAUUCCAUCAGUAGAGGAUGCCUGGUUGUUCUUUAAAAGUGCUUUCCUCUUAAAUAAGCAUGCCCCAUAAAAGAAAUUCAGAACUAAGAACAGAUAUAGCCCCUGGUUCUCCUCAGACUUGACUGCCCUUGACCAGCACAAAAACAUCCUGUGGCGUACUGCAUUAGCAUCGAACAGUCCCGGCGAUAUGCAACUUUUCAGGGAAGUCAGGAACCAAUAUACACAAACAGUUAGGAAAGCAAAGGCUAGCUUUUUCAAACAGAAAUUUGCAUCCUGUAGCACUAACUCCAAAAAGUUUUGGGACACCGUAAAGUCCCUGGAGAAUAAGAGCAGCUCCUCCCAACUGUCCACUGCACUGAGGCUAGGAAACACUGUCACCACUGAUAAAUCUACAAACAUUGAGAAUUUCAACAAGCAUUUUGCUACGGCUGGCCAUGCUUUCCACCUGGCUACCAUUACCCCGGCCACCAGCUCUGCACCCUCCGCUGCAACUUGCCCAUGCCCCCCCCACCCGCUUCUCCUUCACACAAAUUCAGACAGCUGAUGUUCUGAAAGAGCUGAAAAAUCUGGACCCCUACAAAUCAGCUGGGCUAGACAAUCUGGACCCUUUCUAAAAUUAGCAGCCGAAAUUGUCGCAACCCCUAUUACUAGCCUGUUCAACCUCUCUUUCAUAACGUCUGAGAUCCCUAGAGAUUGGAAAGCUGCCUCGGUCAUCCCCCUCUUCAAAGGAGGUGACACUCUAGAUCCAAACUGUUACAGACCUAUAUCCAUCCUGCCCUGCCUUUCGAAAGUAUUUGAAAGCCAAGUUAACAGAUCACCGACCAUUUCGAAUCCCACCGUACCUUCUCCGCUAUGCAAUCCGGUUUCCGAGCUGGUCAUGGGUGCACCUCAGCCACGCUCAAGGUCCUAAACAAUAUUAUAACCGCGGUCGAUAAUAGACUGUACUGCGCAGCCGUCUUCAUCGACCUGGCCAAGGCUUUCGACUCUUGUCAACCACCGCGUUCUUAUUGGCAGACUAAAUAGCCUUGGUUUCUCUGACUGCCUCGCCUGGUUCACCAACUACUUUUCAGGUAGAGUUCAAUGUGGCAAAUCGAAGGGCCUGUUGUCUGUACCUCUGGCCGUCUCUAUGGAGGGGCCGACUCUAUUCUCUGUGUAUAUCAAUGAUGUCGCUCUUGCUGCUGGUGACGCUCGGAUCCACCUCUAUGCGGACGACACCAUUUUGUAUACAUCUGGCCCUUAAUUGGACACUGUGUUAACAAACCUCCAAACAAGCUUCAUCGCCAUACAACACUCCUUCCGUAGCCUCCAACUGCUCUUAAACACUAGUAAAAUUAAAUGCAUGCUCUUCAACCGAACGCUGCUUGCACCCGCCCACCCGACUAGAAUCACUACUCUCGGCGGGACUGACUUAGAAUAUGUGGACAACUACAAAUACCUAAGUGUCUGGUUAGACUGUAAACUCUCCUUCCAGACUCACAUUAAGCAUCUCCAAUCCAAAGUUAAAUCUAGAAUCGGCUUCCUAUUUCGCAACAAAGCCUCCACUCAUGCUGCCAAACAUGCCCUCGUCAAACUGACUAUCCUACCGAUCCUUGACUUCGGCGAUGUCAUUUACAAAAUAGCCUCCUACACUCUACUCAGCAAAUUGGAUGUAGUCUGUCACAGUGCCAUCCGUUUUGUCACCAAAGCCCCAUAUACUACCCACCAUUGUGACCUGUACGCUCUUGUUGGCUGGCCCUCACUACAUAUUCGUCGCCAAACCCACUGGCUCCAGGUCAUCUAUAAAUCACUGUUAGGCAAAUCCCCGUCUUAUCUUAGCUCACUGGUCACCAUAGCAACACCCACCCGUAGUCUGCGCUCCAGCGGGUAUAUCUCACUGGUCAUCCCCAAAGCCAACACCUCCAGUUCUAUGCUGCCAAUGACUGGAACGAACUGCAAAUAUCUCUGAAGCUGGAGACUCUUAUCUCCCUCACUAACUUUAAGCGUCAGUUGUCAGAGCAGCUUACCGAUCACUGCACCUGUACAUAGCCAUUCUGAAAUUAGCCCACCCAAUUACCUCAUCCCCAUAUUGUUAUUUAUUUUGCUAAUUUGCACCCCAGUAUCUCUAUUUGCAUAUCAUCUUCUGCACAUCUAUCAUUCCAGUGUUAAUACGAAAUUGUAAUUAUUUUGCACUAUGGCCUAUUUAUUGCCUUACCUCCAUAACUUACUACAUUCGCACACACUGUAUAUAUAUUUUCUGUUGUAUUUUUGACUUUAUGUUUUGUUUACUCUGUUGUUUUAUCGCACUGCUUUGCUUUAUCUUGGCCAGGUCGCAGUUGUAAAUGAGAACUUGUUCUCAACUGGCUUACCUGGUUAAAUAAAUAAAACCUGUCACAAGAAGAAAAGUUACCAUGAUGAGAUGAUAGCUCUACAUGCAUUGUGAACUGCGCUCCAUACUGAGGUGGGCUGUUUGUCCCCACCCUGAGUGUUGAUUCAUCAUGCAGAGGCCUUAGCGAUGCCAGAUUUUAACAUCGCAUAUAAUUACGUUUCAUUUCACGCCAUGCUGUUCAUAUAAAUAAUUUAUAAUAAUUUACCGGUUUCUCUCAGUUUUGGGCGGUUAAUCUCGGUAACCGGGUUCCUGCCAUUCAACCCUAUUAUCUAUAAUACCGGAGCCUCAUCUUAUUCUUUCAAACUAUUUCUAUGGUGGAUUCGCAGCCGCAAUUUAUGGAAUAUGCCAAAACUUUUGAGAAAGGCCAGUGGUUUCCAUCUGUGGCAUAGUUUUCCCUAAAUCAAUGCUUAUGACAAAUACAGCUCCAGAGCCAGCCAUAGAGCCAGCUAGCUAAUCUUUUGAAUACGGUGUAGUAUUUUUUUAUAUUUUUAAUGCAACAGAUGACAUUAGCUAGUUAGGUAAGGUUAACAAGAUAGCGAGCUAGAUAAGGUUAGCAUGCCAACUAGCUACACUGACAGCUGUCAGUGCCCUAUUUGUUGUUUAUCAACUCCAUGUGGAAAUUCCCACAACCAAUUCAUGAAUAUGUAUAAGUAGCCUUCGUCAUUCUUCGGAGGUAGAACUUAAAUCUGCAUGUCAUCUCUAGGACAGGAAACUAAAAAGUGGUGGCAACUUCCUCUGGGGGGUCCUUUUUUAAGAACAGAAAUUGUAGAAAUAGGUGGGGUUUAUGACUUUGUGGCUGUGGUAACUAGUGACGGCCACUUAGCACCUCUGUAUGAGUGACACUCAUUUUCUCACCUUGUCUCUUUACAGCGAGGGUGGUUUCUUUAAAGCCUACCUGACCUUUCCCCAUGACUACCCACAUAGGCCUCCGAAGAUGAAGUUCAUCACAGAAAUAUGGCAUCCCAAUGGUAAGUGGUUUCAUUGAUGAAUAGCCUUCAUCCCUUUCUGUGCUAUUCACUCUAGGCCUUGCCAUGGCACACCUCCUGGUGGUUCUAGGUCUUCCUCUUUUGUGUUUUCCUUGUGGGUUCCAUGUUGAGGUCUGUUUUGUGAUUUUAUUUAUUGUGUGUGUCCUAUCCAGCUACACUUCCUUGUUGUGCUUCCUAUUGGGUCUUGUUUUGUAAUUUCCCACAGUCUGAUGUUGCUGAUGGUGUCUGGCCAGUAGACUCCCACAAGACAUCUGAGACAGUGGUUAAUGAAUGUCUUUAGUUUGUUCAGCAUUUUCAAAGUAUUCUCCAUGUUUCAGAUCCAUACAGAAAAAUUGAUUUGACAUUUGAAUUGAAGAUCUUCAGUUUUAAGCAAGUUUUGUUCCAUGUACUAUACAGCUGACUAAAGACCUGUGUGUUAGUCAGCUGGUCAGCACAGUUUAUGAUUCCUGUACUCCCUCUCUCCUCUCUUUCAGUUGCAAAGAAUGGUGACGUGUGUAUCUCUAUCCUGCACGAGCCCGGUGAGGACAAGUUUGGCUAUGAGAAGCCUGAGGAGCGCUGGCUGCCCAUUCACACUGUAGAGACCAUCAUGAUCAGUGUCAUCUCAAUGCUGGCCGACCCAAACGGCGACUCGCCCGCCAAUGUGGACGCAGCCGUAAGUCCCAGACAUACACCCUUGCAGACGGGGGAAAUAUAUAUUCCAUUCAGUGAGGAAAAAGCUGAAACAGUUUAUUUUAUGCCCUCAAUUAAUUUAUAGAAACAAGAAGUGAAAUGUCUGCUUUUUCAGUGCUCAUAUAGUUUGUCUUGACUUGUGUUUUUGUAGAACAAAAUGUUUGGUAGUAGUGAGGGAUAAUCCACCAGUUUAGUUGAUUGUAGUGCUUGUGAAGGUCAGGUUUUUAAUGUACAUUUGUGUUGUGCCCUGCAGAAAGAAUGGAGAGAGGAUCCUUGCGGCGAGUUCAAGAGGAAGGUGGCUCGCUGUGUACGAAAGAGUCAGGAGAUGGCAUUUGACUAGGCCCCCUCCCCCACACACCGUGAGUACCUUUCUGGAUCCACACAGCGCUCAGCUAUAAUCUCACACUCACAUUGCAGAAAUUGAGACCCAUUCAGUGCCUUGGCUGGAUAGUACAUAUUCUUCCAUUGUUUGUUUCCCCGUCAGUCUUGUCGCUACUUUGAUUAUCGUUUCCCUUGAUUUAUAUUUUGUCUGCAAGCUAACUGUUUUUUUACUUUUUUUAGCUAAAUUUUAACAUCGGGAGAUCCAUCAUGUCACUCUUCAAUAAAGACUUUUGCACCAGUGCGCUGCUCUUAGGAAGAUGUGGAAUAAAAAGCCAGCCCUUUUCUUUAGUUGUGUAAAUAGGGUCGUCUCAUUUCUUCCAUGUGGAUGUGGGGAGGAAAAACAUCCCCUCAUGGUUAUUGCUCAGUUUUCUAAACCUUAGACUUAUUUAUUUCAAUGAUAAUUAUGACAACUCAAGAUGCAUGUUUUUUUGAGUGUAUUCUUUUUCAACCUGCCACUGAGCCAUCUACUUUAGUCUUGUCUCUUAUGCAAUUGGAGUUUGGAGCGUUUUUGGUCAUUGAAGAGAUGAAUACCAACCAACAAUGGCUUUCGUUGCCCCUGUUCUUUAUGUUUGGAAGCCCAUUCUUCCAAAGUGUUCUGCAAAGUCCUUUCUCUCAAAAGGGUUAAUACACUCUGCUGCCUUAAGUUGUUUCCCUGUAAGCUAAGGAAACCGUCUCCAGUGAUGUCUGCAUUUCUUCGGUUUUUGAUCAAUAAUUUUUUUUGGGUUAAACCAAAAAAAACUAAGAAUAUUAGCAUGAGGAACAGAUAUUUUUUGUAAUAAAGAUCUCAGCUCUAAUUGUAUUUUUUGUGUAUGUAAAUAUUAUGUACUGUAUAUCAUAGAUAUCAAAUGAUUUGUCCUUUGGGUUUUCCCCUUUGUGUACUUAAGGUACUACUAUCAGUGACGUUUGUAUACUUGAUUUCCUUUCUAGGAUAUUUCUUUCAGGGACGUCUGUGUUCAAUGUCAUUUUCCCUUUACAUCUAUCCUUGAGAGUGAAUAAUUAAGCUUUGGUCAUCUGUUAACAUGUACAGAAAGAAAAGUAAUCACAUUUCAGAUGGUUGUCUUUUUUGUUUGAAAGUAGUUUGUGUGUAGUCUGUCAGGGAUGUGAAUAAGGUGAUGCCAGUUUUGACAUUUUCUCCUGUGCAAGCAGAUUAGCCAUAGCACAAUUUCUAUCCAAGAGGAGGUGCUUUAGAGUUGCGCAAGUUGUUAUUCAUGCAAUGCAAAGGAUCAAAAUAAUGGAAGUGGUGAUGGAUUGUUAGAACAAGCAAUAAGACUUGUAGCGCAAUAGUUCAUUUAACUGAUAGUAGUACCACCUAUUCACCUGUGUGGAGUGAAGGCUGGCAUGAGUUGUGAAAUCGCAGGAGUUUUUACACCCACAUUGUUUAACUUGAGCCCAAUAAAGUUUUUAAAACUAAUCUUGUUGCUUGAC
Molecule: messenger RNA, 11062 nt
Organism: Coregonus sp. 'balchen'
Lineage: Eukaryota; Metazoa; Chordata; Actinopteri; Salmoniformes; Salmonidae
Source: the annotation of a GenBank genome assembly